AUGAGUAUGGAUGCACCUGCUUCAUUGAACUUCUUUAAGGGUCAUCCAUCGUUUAGAUUAUUACCAAACAAGGAGAUUAUAGAUGCAACCACUGAUUUAUUAAGUCCAGAUAAAAGAUUUUAUGACUCAGAUACAGAGAAUAGACAUCCCUUAACAUAUGGAUCUGAUCAGGGUGCGUUAUGGGUUAGGAACACUAUCUGUUCAUUUUUGAAUGAUGAUAUUUUCAAAUUACCAAAAGAUUCUAACUUGAGAUCUACUCCGGAAUGUCUAAAUUUGAACUCAGGUGCCUCGUAUGGUAUUCUGAGUAUCUUAUUACAAUCAACCUUGGCCCAAACUGGUUACACUAGACAAGCAUUUAUUAUAUCACCGACCUAUUUUUUAAUUAAUAAUUGUUUCAUCGAUGCUGGGUUUUCAGGCAAACUAACGGCCAUUGAUGAAAUAGGUUGUGAUACAAUAGAUUUUGUUACACUUGAAAAGAAACUCCAAGAAUGUGAGAAUCAAGCAAGUAGUGGAGAUUCUACAGAAUGUAUCGAUAACCCUCAGAGUGAUAAGAAGAAGAAAGUUUACAAAUAUGUUAUUUAUACAGUACCAACUUAUUCCAAUCCAAGUGGACACACGUACUCCGAAGAAACACGAUUAAGACUAAUUAAAUUAGCUAGGAAGUAUGAUAUGUUAAUCAUUGCAGAUGAUGUUUAUGAUAUAUUGAAUUAUGACCAAGAUAUUUCGAAGAAUUCAAAACUUUUACCUACACCUCCCAAGAGAUUUGUUCAUCUAGAUAGACAGACUUGGUCUUCUACUGAAGAUGAUCCAUUUGGAAACACUAUCUCCAACGCUACAUUCUCUAAAUUGAUUGCACCUGGUUUGAGAUUUGGUUAUCAUGAAACUGUCACUCCAAAACUCGCAUAUCAACUAUCAGAAGGUGGUGCGAAUAUUUCGGGCGGUACACCAUCUCAAUUAAACUCGAUGAUUGUUGGAACCAUGCUGAAGAAUGGUUCCGCAACAAACGUACUCAGACAUUUAAUAUCCACAUAUAAAGAGCGUGGCGAGGUUUUGUAUACUUGUGUGAAGAGAUGGUUACCUCAGGAGACUGAUUGUGACGUCAUACAUGGUGGAUAUUUUGUUUGGAUUACAUUACCGGAUGACUACAAUAUGGAAGAGAUUCAAAGACGUUUGAAUGCUGAACACAAUGUCAUCCUUGCCAAUGGUUCCAAUUUUGAAGUCAUUGGUGAUCCCAAAGGUUGGGGGAAAAGAUCAGCAAGAUUAUCGAUUAGUUUCAUGGAGAAAGAGGAAAUACAAGAAGGGAUAAGACUAUUAGGUUCUGUUUGCAGAGAGUAUGCAACUGAACUGGGGUUGCCAUUUUAA
Messenger RNA from Maudiozyma saulgeensis, 1362 nucleotides. NCBI's taxonomy places the organism in Eukaryota, Fungi, Ascomycota, Saccharomycetes, Saccharomycetales, Saccharomycetaceae. The record is from the annotation of a GenBank genome assembly.